This is a messenger RNA of Musa acuminata subsp. malaccensis (wild Malaysian banana), 663 nucleotides long. The record is from RefSeq and is a predicted model, not a curated record. Lineage: Eukaryota; Viridiplantae; Streptophyta; Magnoliopsida; Zingiberales; Musaceae.
AUGACCAGAAGAAAGGCGUACGUCAGAGCCGCUCCGGCCGAAGCUCCCAGACACCGGCCCGAGACUAACGUCACCUUUCCGGCCGGGACAUCCGAACAAACCGAGCAUGACGAUGCGCUCGUGAUAUCGGCCAGAAUAGCCAAUGCGCAAGUAAGAAGAAUCAUGGUCGAUACCGGGAGCUCGGCCGACAUACUCUACUUCGACGCCUUCCAAAAGCUCGGCUUAUCCAGAGAUAACAUGAAGCCGAUACUCUCGGCACUCACCGGAUUCACCGGUGAUUCAAUCUCGCCGCUAGGGGCGAUCACUUUACCCUUGACCCUGGGAGCCCCACCGAGGUCGAAGACGGUGAUGACCACCUUCCUGGUAAUCGACCUCCCCACUGCAUACAACGCCAUUCUCGGCCGGCCGACCCUCAACAAAAUCAUAGCUGUCGUCUCAACCUACUACCAAACUGUGAAGUUCCUGACCCACGCCGGGACCGGAGAGGUCGCAGGAAGUCCCCGAGAAUCCAGGCGCUGCUACCUGACCGCCGUUUCGUUACACAAGAGGGCCAGGAUCGAACCACCGUUGGCGGACCCCUGGGAGACGAAGAAGCCAGCCCCCCAUCCUGAGCCGAGGGGGUCCACCAUCGACGUACCGCUGCUAGAGGAUCAGCCGAAGUAG